UGGCAUUACUGGAGAACACAACAUACUUUCUGCUCUCGCACCGCAUACGCCGGCCAUACACGCCUCAGUCUCAAGUUCGACACAGACUUCAGGACCAUCAAGUACCAAGGAUAGUCUCGAGUGAGUCAUUGGACUGCUCAUGCGAAAGUUGCAGCUGAGGCUAAAUAUCGUUGCCAGACUUCGUCAACUGCCAGGCCUUGAGCUAGUUGGGGCGCCCCCAGCUGAGAUAGGGGCGCCGGCUAUCCCUGUAGCUGUACCGCUGGUACCAGCAAAUCCACCUGCAGCAGUUCCUCCAGCAGCUCUCCCAGCAGUUGAACCAGUCAGCCCAGCAGUUCCAGCGGUUGGCCCAGUGGUUCCCCCACCAGCUAUUGCUCCUGCUGUUGUACCAGCUCCUGCACCAGCUGCGGUCGUACCUCCAGCCAUCCAAGCAGACCCUCCGCCUCCGCUGACUGCGACUUUUGUGUCUCCUUUCCCCGCACUUCCGUCAAUGCCUUCGCCUCCACUCGUCACUGGCGAUGACUUUGUGACCAUCCAAUGGGUUGAGACUCACAUCGGCACUCUUCGUACGUGGGUUCCGAAGACUCAUACUGUCCACUUCGAAGCUAUGUCACAAGCUCCUUUGCCGGGUGUGGGAUCGAUCGGUAUGGGAUCCUUGACCGGGAAAACCGGUCAGACGCAAACAAUAUACAUGGUGGUGGGUGCAGCUCCGACCUCUGCAAUCUAUGCGAAGGCUGUUGUUGCUGCCAUGGUUGGUGGUGUUGCCGGGCUGGUAGUGUGAGGAGAAGCGCAGGACAGCAUCCGUUCAGGACGGAAAGCACGAUCACAACGAAGGUGGCAUACCUACAGAAACGUGAGCAGAGAACUUGGCAAUGGGUAUGGCUAUCAUGAUUUGAUGUGCAUGCAUCAUACGUACGAUGAGAAUCAUACUUUGGUGUUACCAAAAACAUUCACCGACGAAUUCUCAGGCCAUGU
Boeremia exigua is the source of this 972-nucleotide messenger RNA. RefSeq lists its product as uncharacterized. NCBI's taxonomy places the organism in Eukaryota, Fungi, Ascomycota, Dothideomycetes, Pleosporales, Didymellaceae. The transcript has a single exon. The record is from RefSeq and is a predicted model, not a curated record. The coding region runs from base 140 to 778 and encodes 212 amino acids.